Molecule: messenger RNA, 1394 nt
Organism: Acanthoscelides obtectus
Lineage: Eukaryota; Metazoa; Arthropoda; Insecta; Coleoptera; Chrysomelidae
Source: the annotation of a GenBank genome assembly
CCUCAUCCCUACCGCAUCCUGUACUGUGGUUCCGUGGCUCCCGUCACCAUAGAAGUUAACCUCGAUGUUGUGUGUAGUUUCGUUUGCUGCAUUUUUUCUAUUCUAGUUUGAAAGGGUUUUGAGUAAGAUCAAGAUGAGUGACGAUGGAUUCAGCGACUUUGCAUCAGAGGAGUCUUCUUCGGAUGAUGAGUUAGAAUUUAUGCAAGACUCGAAAGUAAAAAACGAAGACUAUUUGGAGACAACUGUCCCACACUAUUCUGAUGAAACAUUUUUCGAGCAUUUCCGCGUGUCGAGAAAUGUGGCCAACGAAAUAAGCGGCAUGUUCCAGAACAGUGACUACAGAAGUAAAUCUGGCCCAUUUGGCAAACUGUUAUCCGGUGACCAGAUGCAGGCUGUGUGUGAUCAUCAGAGAAGGUUUAGAGAUUUAUUUGUAGGGUAUCUAGGAUCAGUUCAUGACAGUCGAGUUUUUCGGACUUCUCCUCUAAGUCAGACGUUAGAACAAAAUUGUGGGACCUAUUUUAUACUGGGAAACAAUAGAUAUCCUCUUCAAAAAAAUCUGCUAACACCCUACAAAGAUCGAGCGACUCUAACUGAACAAGAGAUAAAUUACAAUAUAAAGUUAUCUAAAAAUAGAUGCAUUAUUGAAAAUUCUUUUGGCAUGCUGAAGCAAAAAUUCCGUCAACUCAAUCACAUCAAGUUACGGGAGAUACUUUGAUAGUCCAUUUUGUAAGAGCAUUCUGUGUUGUCCAUAAUAUUGCUAUCAAGGAUGAACUUCCAGAUGCUAAUUUAAUAGAGACGAUCGAGGCUGAGAAUGCUGCAGUAGCCAUUGGUGAUGAUAGUGCAGAUAUAGAAGAUGAUGGUAGUGCUGUUGCUAUUAGGGAUUACAUUGCAGCUAUAUUAUGAAGUGGGACAGCUAAUAAUUUCAUAGAAAUAUGGUCCACAAAUGCUCCAUUUUUAUGAUAAGUGGUAGCUUUCCAUCUUUCACAGUUUAUUUUACAUUCAUCAAAAAACUGUGGAGGUAUUUGUAUGAAUAUUAAAAACUUGAGCAUCAAAUCUAUUCAAUCACAGGUUUUUGAUAAACGUAAAGCAGAUAAUUAAGGGUGGAAAACGUUUAACACAUGCACACAUAUGAAUAGAGCAUGACUGGGUCUAUAGUCAAGUGAACUUUUGAUUACAUUUUACAAUAUUUUAUCUGACCUUAAGUGUCUGUCACUACAUUUUGUAACACCUUGUAUAAUAUCAUUUAAAUAGUUUGUGUUAAUUUUAAAGAAACUCAUGUGCAUAAUGAGGUGAAAGUAUUUAUUACUACUUUCUAAAAUCAAUACAUGUGUUAUGUUUAUAGAUUGUCUUUUAUUGCAGUCUACCCCCAAAUCACAAAUGUAUUUGUAGUGUUU